AGAGGGGAGACAAUGCCUAAAAAAAAGACAGGUGCCAGGAAGAAGGCGGAGAACCGGCGAGAGCGUGAGAAGCAAUUGAGAGCCUCAAGAAGCACCAUAGAUUUAGCCAAACACCCGUGCAAUGUGACUAUUUUACAUUUCUGUUUUUCCAGGCGGCAGAAGAACAGAGCAUUUUGCUAUUUUUGUAAUUCUGUACAGAAGUUACCAAUUUGUGCACAGUGCGGAAAGACAAAGUGCAUGAUGAAGUCUUCAGACUGUGUCAUAAAGCACGCUGGUGUCUACAGUACUGGCCUUGCCAUGGUGGGCGCGAUAUGUGAUUUUUGCGAAGCCUGGGUUUGUCAUGGCCGGAAGUGCCUGAGCACACAUGCUUGUGCCUGUCCCCUGACUGACGCCGAGUGUGUGGAGUGUGAGCGCCGUGUCUGGGACCACGGAGGCAGAAUAUUCAGUUGUUCUUUUUGCCAUAACUUUCUCUGUGAAGAUGACCAAUUUGAGCAUCAAGCCAGCUGCCAAGUUUUAGAAGCAGAAACGUUUAAAUGUGUCUCCUGCAAUCGGCUCGGCCAGCACUCUUGUCUCCGUUGUAAGGCAUGCUUCUGCGAUGACCAUACAAGGAGUAAGGUGUUUAAGCAAGAAAAAGGCAAACAGCCUCCAUGCCCCAAGUGUGGACAUGAAACACAGGAAACGAAAGAUCUGAGCAUGUCCACACGCUCCCUGAAGUUUGGCAGGCAGACUGGAGGCGAGGAGGGAGACGGAGCUUCUGGGUAUGAUGCCUACUGGAAGAACCUUGCCUCUGAUAAGUAUGGGGACACCAGCUACCAUGAGGAAGAAGAGGAGGAAGAUGAUGAUGAGGCAGAGGAGGAUGAAGAGGAAGAAGAUGAAGGGGCAAAGGAUUCUGAUGCCGAAUCAUCCGAUUUGUUCACUAAUUUGAAUUUAGGAAGGACCUAUGCCAGUGGCUAUGCGCACUAUGAGGAGCAAGAGAAUUAGGAGAGCUGUAUGCGUGUAUGUGCGUGUGUGUCUGUGUGUCUGUGUGUGUAUUGGUGACACGUGGGUGUCACUUGCCUUGUGGCAGACUAGUUGCUUUUAUGAGGCAUGGAGUAGGACAUUUUUAUAGAAUCUGAUAAUCAGGCACAAGAAAAUGAGUUUUAAAUAUAAGAUGUUUAAUUGAGCCAAGCAAUUGGAGCAUCAUGAAUUGGAUUUUUACUGACAUUAGUAAUUUAGUAAGUUUUGCCAGUUAGAUGGAUACACAGGAUAAAGGAAUAGGAUGAUAAUAUAUUUGAAAUGAAAUUGCUAUUAUUAAAUAAUCAGCUUUGAAUUCAUUCUGUCUGAUUUCUAAGAAUGUAAUGGGUAAAAUGAAUGUAUUUUUUUCUGGUGCAUCCAGAGGAUAACAGUCAGAUGCUGAGUUCUAAAUUUUCAUUCUUUGUGUUACCUCAAGGGGACCAGGAUAUUUAUGUUUAGUGGUUAACUCAUCUUUUCUCUUUUCACUGUGUGUGUGUGUGUCAUUACUAGCACCACUUAGGAAUGAGGACAAUAUACAUAGAGGUCACUGCUUAGCCAUUUUCCACUGACAGAGAAUCAGAAAUAGUAUUACUACAGAGAUGCUUUACCAGUAAAUCUCAUUUAUUUGUUAUUUUGGAAUAAAUCUAGUAUUUCAGUUAAAAUA
Molecule: messenger RNA, 1657 nt
Organism: Suncus etruscus (white-toothed pygmy shrew)
Lineage: Eukaryota; Metazoa; Chordata; Mammalia; Eulipotyphla; Soricidae
Gene: NOAZFP
Product: zinc finger protein 330
Exons: 8
Coding region: 13-981 (322 amino acids)
Cellular component (GO): nucleus
Molecular function (GO): zinc ion binding
Source: RefSeq, a predicted model, not a curated record